This is a messenger RNA of Xenia sp. Carnegie-2017, 699 nucleotides long. RefSeq lists its product as uncharacterized. The coding region runs from base 82 to 600 and encodes 172 amino acids. The transcript is spliced from 5 exons. The record is from RefSeq and is a predicted model, not a curated record. NCBI's taxonomy places the organism in Eukaryota, Metazoa, Cnidaria, Anthozoa, Malacalcyonacea, Xeniidae.
UCUUCGCGUUGUUUCAAACAAACUAGACUAUAUUGCACACCAAAUAGACUCUUCUGGUUCAUUUUAAGCAGGAUAGGAAUCAUGUCAAGUGGAAUGAAUGGAUACCAAUUAUUUUGUAAAGAAGAAGCUUCUAACGAUGACUCCUUAAAGUCUUUGACAUUUCACGUUAGAAAUAUUGAAUUGGGACAACGAUGGCGCUGCCUGGAUGAAAGCCAACGAGAAGGCUAUAUAAAUAGGGCAAAGACAGAUUGCUCUGUUUUAGACCACGAAACGCGCAAGAAACGAGAGUUGAAAAAAAUUUUGAAGAAGUUGGAUGCUUUGAAAGGAAUGAACAUUGAUUACUUUUUCGUGGCUGCCGUGGAAUCUGGUGUUGAAGUGCAUGGCUCAAAGUCUGCCUUACAAUACUGCAAAAGAAAGAGCAUCCCCGCUUCAUUUUAUGCUUUUGUAAACAGCUCUGGAGCAAUUGAGUCAAACGACAACGUUGAAACUGUUACCGAUAAUCGCAUGGCAAGAUUGAAACAGAGGAGGAAAUCUUUGCGUGAUAUUUUAAAUCAGAAAUACUUUAAGUAUGAACAUAUAACUAAUUGUAAAACUUUUUAGAUGGAAUAUGAAAAGGUUGUUCUUGGUCAAUAUUUCUUGAAAUAAGUACAAUUACUUAUGCAGGAAAUUUUGUAAUAUUUGAAGCAAUGAUUAGUAAAA